GAAAGAGCAAGAGCACACGGGAGAGCAAGCAAGCUUGACAUGUGGAGCAAACUGAGCAGACAUAACAGCAGCUCUGCAUACUGACAGGGAGCUAAAGGUGAUCUGGUUUCUGCCACACUGGAGAUGUCGAUAACAUCACAAAUGGAUCUACCUGAAGAGAUUCAGCAUCCAUAUGCAAAAUUUUCUGAAUGGAAAUUCAAGCUGUUUAAAGUGAGACCAUUUCAAAAAGCACCUUCUGAUAAAAGCCAAUGCAUAAACAAGGAUCAAGAACAAGAGGUAGCUUCUACGGACAAAAACAUCGUGCUGCCUAAAGAUGAAGAAGUUCCAAGAGGAGAAAAGUUAAUUCUGACACAGGUGGACUUCAUGGGCAACAUGCAAGCACUUGAGAAAGAUGUCAAUGACAUGAAAAUACAAGACAACACAAUUCACCAGAACAACCUGAAGCAACUUUGCCGCAUCUGUGGAGCUUCAUUUAAAACUGAUUGCUACAAGAGAACUCAUCCAGUACAUGGACCAGUAGAUGAUGAAACUCUGUGGCUUCUGAGAAAGAAAGAGAAAAAAGCAACCUCUUGGCCAGAUCUUAUUGCAAAAGUUUUCAAGAUUGAUGUGAGAGGGGAUGUUGACACUAUCCAUCCCACUCGGUUUUGUCACAACUGCUGGAGUAUUAUCCACAGGAAAUUCAGUAAUACUCCAUGUGAAGUUUAUUUUCCUAGGAACAGCACGAUGGAGUGGCAGCCCCACUCUACAAACUGUGAAGUGUGCCACACUCCCAGCCGGGGAGUCAAGAGAAAAAGCCAACCAUCCAAUGUAAUACAUGGCAAACGUGUGAAAAUCAUUGCAGAACAUGCUCGAGUUAACAGAGGCAUAAAGAAUCAAGUGCUGAUAAAUAACAAAAAGGUAAUGAAAGAGAUUACCAACUGCAAGAACAGACAUCUCAGCACCAAACUUCUUGCAGUUGAUUAUCCAGCAGAUUUCAUUAAAUCCAUCUCUUGCCAGAUCUGUGAGCAUAUUUUGGCAGACCCAGUGGAAACAACAUGUAGACACUUGUUUUGCAGAGCUUGUAUUCUCAGCUGCAUCAAAGUUAUGGGCAGCUAUUGCCCCUCCUGCUGGUAUCCUUGUUUCCCUACUGAUCUGGUAACCCCAGUGAAAUCCUUCCUGAACAUCCUUGAUAGCCUGAGCAUAAGAUGCCCUGUACCAGAAUGUGAUGAAGAGAUCUUGCAUGGAAAAUAUGGCCAACACUUCUCUAACCACAAGGAGAUGAAAGAUAAAGAGCUCUAUAACCCCAUAAAUAAAGGUGGUCGACCAAGGCAGCAUCUUCUGUCUUUGACCAGGAGAGCUCAAAAACAUCGUCUGAGAGAACUGAAACGUCAAGUGAAGGCUUUUGCUGAGAAAGAAGAAGGUGGUGAUAUAAAGGCUGUAUGCAUGACUUUGUUCCUGCUAGCUUUAAGAGCAAAAAAUGAGCACAAGCAAGCAGAUGAAUUGGAGGCUAUAAUGCAAGGCAAAGGAUCUGGACUUCAUCCUGCUGUUUGCCUGGCAAUCCGAAUCAACACAUUUCUCAGCUGUAGCCAAUAUCACAAAAUGUACCGAACUGUAAAAGCUGUCACUGGGAGGCAGAUUUUCCAGCCACUGCAUGCUCUUCGCACUGCCGAGAAAGCCCUCUUACCAGGUUAUCAUCCUUUUGAAUGGAAGCCUCCAUUGAAAAAUGUAUCCACUAACACAGAAGUGGGAAUUAUAGAUGGACUAUCAGGACUACCCCUCUCGAUUGAUGACUACCCAAUAGACACAAUUGCAAAGAGAUUUCGAUAUGAUACAGCCUUGGUUUCUGCUUUAAAGGACAUGGAGGAAGAAAUCUUGGAGGGCAUGAAGGCAAAAAAUCUGGAUGACUAUCUGAAUGGUCCCUUCACUGUGGUAGUAAAAGAGUGCUGUGACGGAAUGGGAGAUGUCAGCGAGAAGCAUGGAAGUGGUCCUGCUGUCCCAGAGAAGGCUGUACGCUUUUCAUUUACAGUCAUGAACAUUGCUAUAGACCAUGGGAAUGAAAAGAUAAGGAUCUUUGAAGAAGUAAAGCCCAAUUCAGAGUUGUGUUGCAAACCCUUGUGCCUUAUGCUGGCUGAUGAAUCAGACCAUGAAACUCUGACAGCGAUCCUGAGCCCUCUCAUAGCAGAAAGAGAGGCUAUGAAGAACAGUGAACUGCUUCUUGAAAUGGGAGGCAUCCUGAGAACAUUCAAAUUCAUCUUUCGAGGUACAGGCUAUGAUGAGAAACUUGUAAGGGAAGUGGAAGGGCUGGAGGCCUCAGGUUCCACUUAUAUCUGUACCCUCUGUGAUGCAACCCGCCUAGAGGCCUCUCAGAAUUUGGUCUUCCACUCCAUCACCAGGAGCCACGCUGAAAAUCUGGAGCGAUAUGAAAUAUGGAGGUCCAACCCAUAUCACGAAUCUGUUGAUGAGCUCCGUGACAGAGUGAAGGGUGUUUCAGCCAAACCUUUUAUAGAGACUGUUCCCUCCAUUGAUGCGUUGCACUGUGACAUUGGCAACGCAACAGAAUUUUACAGAAUUUUCCAGAUGGAGAUUGGUGAAGUCUACAAGAAUCCUGAUGCAUCUAAAGAGGAAAGGAAGAGGUGGCAGUUGACUCUUGACAAACAUCUCAGGAAGAAGAUGAAAUUAAAACCUAUGAUGAGGAUGAGUGGGAACUUUGCUAGGAAGCUCAUGUCCAAAGAAACAGUAGAGGCAGUAUGUGAAUUAAUAAAGUGUGAGGAAAGGCAUGAAGCCCUAAAAGAACUAAUGGACCUUUAUCUGAAAAUGAAACCAGUAUGGCGAUCUUCGUGCCCUGCCAAAGAGUGUCCAGAAUUGCUGUGCCAGUACAGCUACAAUUCACAGCGUUUUGCUGAGCUCCUGUCUACAAAGUUCAAAUACAGAUAUGAGGGCAAGAUUACCAAUUAUUUUCACAAAACCCUUGCUCAUGUACCUGAAAUCAUUGAAAGAGAUGGGUCCAUUGGUGCUUGGGCAAGUGAAGGAAAUGAGUCUGGAAACAAACUAUUUAGGAGGUUCCGAAAAAUGAAUGCCAGGCAGUCCAAAUUCUAUGAAAUGGAGGAUGUCUUAAAGCAUCACUGGCUAUAUACUUCUAAGUACCUCCAGAAGUUCAUGAAUGCUCAUAAAACGUUAAGAAGUCAGGGCUUCGUGAUUGAUCCAGAUGAUGGGUUAGGUGAUUCUUUGCCACCGGAGAUCUCUUUGGAAAGCAGUGAUUCAGUGGAACUCUAAAUGUAAAAUACAUUUGGUGUUGGGUUUGUGAUACUCCUUCUGAGUGGAGACAGCUUCCUUUUCAGGCCUCUAGAGGUACAGGGAAAAUUGAAGCUUUCAUUUUUAUACUCCCUUUUAAAGGUGCUGAAUGGAAUUUAAUGAAAUGCCAUGUCUGUUGGAAGCUUUGAACAGAAGCAAUGCAGUGGUACAUUUACCAGUUGUUAUGUGAGAGGGAAGUAGAAACAAAUUGCAAAGAAGGGCCAUGAAUUUAUUUUGGUCUCAGAGUGUUGUUUAUAAGUGAGAAAGACAGAGUAAACAAGGUUUUAUAUAGAACAGUAUUUUGGAAUGAAUAUAAUACUGGAAAGUUAUGACACUUGUUGAAAAAUUGAGAAUGGCUAUUUGUUCUGUUUGCAUUUUAUGAGCUAUUUUGCUAUUUACUUUUCAAGAGGGUUUGAUUAUUUUAUUGAUGGCUUUUCGGCUUUUAUAAGUCAAGAUUCGCCAGUGAUAUAGUUAGGUAAUUGUUUUGGGAUGAACAA
Messenger RNA from Tympanuchus pallidicinctus (lesser prairie-chicken), 3767 nucleotides. It is a transcript of the gene RAG1, whose product is annotated as recombination activating 1. Bases 124 to 3252 code for a protein of 1042 amino acids. Gene Ontology annotation, molecular function: metal ion binding; ubiquitin protein ligase activity; sequence-specific DNA binding. The transcript has 2 exons. Gene Ontology annotation, biological process: pre-B cell allelic exclusion; adaptive immune response; V(D)J recombination. The record is from RefSeq and is a predicted model, not a curated record. Gene Ontology annotation, cellular component: endodeoxyribonuclease complex; nucleus; DNA recombinase complex. Lineage: Eukaryota; Metazoa; Chordata; Aves; Galliformes; Phasianidae.